UCUCCCUGCAUCCGUGCAGUCUGCGCUCUAUCGAUUCGAUCUACAGCAGCGGACCUGCGCGCGACGCCAUUGGUAUCGAGAGUCACCACUCGAUCGCCGCUAGCUAGACCCUUCCCGGCCAUGGAACCACUGCUCUGCGCAGCGGUGUGGGCUGUGACCUUGGCCGUGGCCAUGGCUUGGGCAUACAGGUGGUGGAGCCACCCGAAAGCUAACGGCCAACUGCCACCGGGCUCCCUCGGCUUCCCUCUCCUCGGCGAGACCUUGCAGUUCUUCGCGCCGAAUCCUACCUGCGACGUCUCCCCGUUCGUCAAGGAUAGAUUGGACAGGUACGGCAACAUCUUCAAGACGAGCAUCGUGGGGCGGUCGGUGGUGGUGUCGGCGGACCUCCUCAACUACUACGUGUUCCAGCAGGAGGGGAAGCUGUUCGAGAGCUGGUACCCGGACACCUUCACCGAGAUCUUCGGCCGCGACAACGUCGGCUCCCUCCACGGCUUCUUGUACAAGUACCUCAAGACCCUCGUGCUCCGCCUCUACGGCCAGGAAAACCUCAGGGCCGUGCUCCUCGCCGAGACCCACCGCGCCUGCCGCGCCAGCCUCGCCUCGUGGGCGACCCGGCCCAGCGUCGAGCUCAAGGACGCCAUCUCCACCAUGAUUUUCGAUCUUACCGCGAAGAAGCUGAUCAGCUACGAGCCGUCCAAGUCGUCGGAGGAUCUGAGGAAGAACUUCGUGGCCUUCAUUCGCGGCCUCAUAUCGUUCCCGGUGGACAUUCCCGGCACAGCCUACCAUGAGUGCAUGCAGGGGAGGAAGAAGGCGAUGAAGGUGCUGAGGACGAUGAUGCGGGAACGGAUGCCCCAUCCGGGGAGGCAGAACGAGGACUUCUUCGACGUCCUGAUCGAGGAGCUGAGGAGGGAGAAGCCCGUCAUGACGGAAGCCAUCGCGCUCGACCUCAUGUUCGUGCUCCUCUUCGCCAGCUUCGAGACGACGGCGCUGGCGCUCACGCUGGGCAUCAAGCUCCUGGCCCAAAACCCCAGGGUGCUCCGGGCGCUGACGGAGGAGCAUGAGGCGAUUGUCAGCAGCAGGAAGGACAGGGAUGCCGGGCUCACGUGGGCCGAGUACAAGUCCAUGACCUUCACAUCUCAGGUUACGCUCGAGAUUGUACGGUUGGCAAACAUCGUGCCAGGUAUUUUUCGGAAGGCCUUGCAAGACAUUGAGUUCAAAGGUUACACCAUUCCGGCAGGCUGGGGAGUGAUGGUGUGUCCUCCAGCAGUGCACUUAAACCCCGAAAUCUAUGAAGAUCCAUUAGCGUUUAAUCCGUGGAGAUGGCAGGACAAGGUGGAAAUCACCGGUGGGACGAAGCAUUUCAUGGCCUUCGGUGGGGGGCUCCGGUUCUGUGUUGGCACAGAUCUCAGCAAGGUCUUGAUGGCAACCUUCAUCCACUGCCUGGUUACAAAGUACAGUUGGAGGACAAUCAGAGGAGGGAACAUAGUCCGUACCCCAGGGCUCAGCUUCCCUGACGGCUUUCACGUCCAGCUCUUUCCGAAAAACUGACACCCUUCUUCUGUCCCGAUUCUUGAAUACCAGUGUGUUCUCUGUAAGGUCAAUGUGGUUGCUUGCAGGCAAACAUAUACAGGAAAUAAGUAGAAAAAUAUAGCAUGUAUAUCUAGGUGAUGAAGCAAUCGUAUACAUAUUUGAGGUCAUUGUAGGGCACCUCUUUGUUCAAUUGUUAGUGCAGUAUAGUCUUGUGACCAAAGUGUAUAUUUAGGUCCCUGAUCCAAACAUAUAUAGGGGUGUUUUACUUUGGGAUCUCGCCUUUUGUUUCCCGUGUGGUUAGUGGUCUCUUACGGUCUACCUAUAUGGUGUGUCAUACUGUCAUGUAGUUUAAACGUCAUACACGAGCGCUUAGCGCCUGCCUAUAUAUGUAGUGGCCACGAUGUUUUGGCAUGCAUGGGUGCAUUGUUUCAGCAGUGUUUCUGAAC
Messenger RNA from Zea mays, 1976 nucleotides. Its product is annotated as cytochrome P450 87A3. The record is from RefSeq and is a predicted model, not a curated record. Lineage: Eukaryota; Viridiplantae; Streptophyta; Magnoliopsida; Poales; Poaceae. Bases 121 to 1548 code for a protein of 475 amino acids. Gene Ontology annotation, molecular function: iron ion binding; oxidoreductase activity, acting on paired donors, with incorporation or reduction of molecular oxygen; heme binding. The transcript is spliced from 9 exons. Gene Ontology annotation, biological process: sterol metabolic process; multicellular organism development; brassinosteroid homeostasis.